AUGUCGUCAAGUGGCACCAUAAGUAACUAUUAUGUGGAUUCUAUCAUAGGACAUGACAACGAGGAGGUGUACGGCGCUAGAUUCUCCCAGGGUGGUCACAGCACGACCUCUAGGCCACCAGGUGUUGGGGAGCCUUCAGAUUUCUCUUCUUGCAGCUUCGCCUCCAAAUCGGGCGUCUUCCCCACCUCCUGGUCCACGGUGCACCCCCAGCCUUCCUCAGGAAUGACUGGCCUCUACCACCCCUACAUGGCUCAGUCCCACCUAGGCUCAGACAGCAGCAGAUACACGGUGCGAUCCUGGCUGGAGCCCAUCACCAGCUCCGCGUCCUCCUUCCCUGGAUUCCACCCCAACGGGCGCAACUACGGGAUCAAACCUGAGAGCACCCCGAAAAGGACCGAGUGCUCCUCCUUUGAACCCCAAGGGAUCGGCCUGGCUGAGUACACGUGCGAUUCCUUUGCAGAAACGCCAGAGAAACCUCCACCUAAAGAGCUGGCGACCAGCGAAGAACCUGAGCAGGACACUGAAUGUAAAGAGGAGAAGCAGCAGCCACAGCAGCAGCAAAAACAGCAGCAACAACAGCAACAACCACAACAACAAAUUGACCCAAACAAUCCUGCAGCAAACUGGAUCCAUGCUCGUUCCACCAGGAAGAAGCGAUGCCCCUACACCAAAUACCAGACCCUGGAGCUGGAGAAGGAAUUCCUCUUCAAUAUGUACCUCACCCGGGAUCGCCGCUAUGAAGUGGCCCGAAUUUUAAACCUCACUGAAAGACAGGUUAAAAUCUGGUUUCAGAACAGAAGGAUGAAAAUGAAGAAAAUGAACAAAGAAAAAGGCAAUAAAGACCAAUAA
Staurois parvus is the source of this 849-nucleotide messenger RNA. NCBI's taxonomy places the organism in Eukaryota, Metazoa, Chordata, Amphibia, Anura, Ranidae. The record is from the annotation of a GenBank genome assembly.